AUGCACACGAACCUCCAUACACGCAUGCAUCUAGUAAAGCAAAGGAAGGAAUUGCUGCAGCGGCUUUCCAGCGGAUGGAAGUACCACGACGGGAAGAUCUACUACUUCUCCAGUGACCGCAAGCCCUGGCAGGACGCCGAGGACUUCUGUGUGUCCAAACGGUCCCACCUGGUCUCUGUGACCAGUGCGGCCGAGCAGGAAUUCCUGGCCCAGGAGGCGGGGAAAGAGUUUUACUGGAUCGGCCUCACGGAGUCGGGCACCGAGGGCAGCUGGCGCUGGGUGGACGGCACCGAGUACCGGCAGGACGCGAGGUGA
Nothoprocta perdicaria is the source of this 315-nucleotide messenger RNA. RefSeq names its product C-type lectin domain family 4 member K-like. NCBI's taxonomy places the organism in Eukaryota, Metazoa, Chordata, Aves, Tinamiformes, Tinamidae. The coding region runs from base 1 to 315 and encodes 104 amino acids. The transcript has 4 exons. The record is from RefSeq and is a predicted model, not a curated record.